ACCGGGUCUCAGACCAGUCGCGGUUUUCUCACCCGUCACGGAGAGGCUGUAUCGCAGAGGAGACCUGGACCCGGACCCGAACCAGGAGAGGCGGGUUCAGCUUCAGAUUCUUCCACUUUAUUCACACAAACCAGAUAAAACCAGCAGGAUUUAACCCUUUACGUCCGGUUCAAACAUGAGGCGUGGAUCCACGGGAGGAGAUCCUUAGAGUAAAGUCCACGGAGGAGAACAGGUCCAUCUUCAACCCUAUUUCUGACUAAUGACACCAGAAAGGGGGUUUUGAACGCUGGCCCUUUAAAUGCACCAGAGCCACUUCAAGCCCCGCCUCCUACAAGUUGUUGGCUUUGCUUCUCUGACCCGUUCAACCAACAACUGAACAUUUUAGAGGCUCAUCGACCGCAGCCGACCCCUGACCAUCGCCUUCACCUUCGCUUAAUUAUUCUGACACCUCGUUGGUUCCGUCUCCAUGGAGGCCACAGGGAAGUACGACUUUACCGCCACGGCAGACGACGAGCUGAGCUUCAAGAAAGGAGACAUCCUGAAGAUUCUGAAUCCUCAGGACGAGUGGUUCAAGGCGGAGAUGAACGGACAGGAAGGCUUCGUCCCUCAGAACUACAUCGAGAUGCAGACUCCGAGGUGGUUCCAGGAGAAAGCCAGCCGCUACAAUGCCGAGGAACUACUGAGGAACAAAGACGUGGGAGACUUUGUGAUCAGAGGGUGUCAGAGCUCACCUGGAGACUUCUCCAUCUCCGUCAAACACGAGAGCGACGUCCAACAUUUCAAAGUGAUGAGAGACAAUAAAGGCCAGUAUUUCCUCUGGUCCGAGAAGUUCACCUCCGUCAACAAGCUGGUGGAGUUUUAUAAGACCACCACCAUCUCCAAGACCCGGGAGAUCUACCUGAACGACGGCAGCUCGGACAGCAGGAACCCCACUUUGGCCCAGCUGAAGAGAGGAAGUCUCCCCGAGCAGCGCAGCUCGCCGGCCGCCGUCGCCGCUGCAACACCUCGCCGAGCGUCCGACCAGCCUCACAACCAGCUGGCCAAGAGGGUGGGACUGGAGGAACGAGCCCACACCAUCGGCCACUCAGGACGAAGCAGCCCCAUUAGCUCCGCCUUCCCGCCACGCCGCACGUCAGAAACCAUGCCCCUGCCCCAGAGGGCGUCCUCCAUCCAGGUGGUGGCGCUGUACGACUUCCGGGCAGAGGAAGACGAUGAGCUCGGCUUCGGCGCCGGUGACAUCAUCGAGGUUUUGGACUCGUCCGACUCAUCCUGGUGGAAGGGGAGGCUUCGGGGGAAGACGGGCCUGUUUCCCGCCAACUACACCAAACCAAUGUGACGCCCCCUACAGGCCCCACCUUGACCGAUGCCCCCGUGGACUGACGGACCUGGAUUCAACACGGUCUGGAUCUCAGUGGUACCGAUUGGACUUCCAGCCGGUCAGCAGUUUCACAUGAGGCAGUUUUUAAUCUGAAAUGUGUCCAGAGGAGCAGAGACUGGAUGAAGAACCUCCAGAACCCGGAUCAUGAAGAACAGGACCGGACCAUGGUUCUGCUGAGGAGAACCGAGGAACCGACGUUUAUAUUCAAGAACACUGGUCGCAUGAAGAAUCCACUGUUUCUGCUCACGUUGUUGUCCUUAUAUUUUAUAAUUUUGGAUUAAACUAUUAGAUUUCUGAGCAAAUCUUGACACAUUUCCAGUCGUGUACGUUCCCAGUUUUUUGAAAAUGAAAAAUAAAGUUAUUUUUAUUAGUGACUCA
This is a messenger RNA of Sphaeramia orbicularis (orbiculate cardinalfish), 1756 nucleotides long. It is a transcript of the gene grap2a, whose product is annotated as GRB2 related adaptor protein 2a. Lineage: Eukaryota; Metazoa; Chordata; Actinopteri; Kurtiformes; Apogonidae. Bases 467 to 1336 code for a protein of 289 amino acids. Gene Ontology annotation, molecular function: protein binding. The transcript is spliced from 9 exons. The record is from RefSeq and is a predicted model, not a curated record.